AUGGUGGUGACUUUGGUUCAAUUACUGAUACCUUUAAGAGCUGUAAAUGAUCUAAAUAAAGGCUUGGAACCAUUAACAGUUCAUGCAUUAAGGCUUGUUAAACUUACACAAUGUAUCUCUGCUGUCAUGAAAUUCAAUGAAUCUGGAGAAACUAUUCUUCAUAACCCUAUCAUGAAUAAAUUUUUUCAAUUUGUGUUUAUAACUGAUUUUGCAAAUGAAGUUGCUGAAAAUACACAAAUGACAAGUCCUGAAAUGGUUAUAAUUUCUUGGAAUGAUGCUGGUGCUAUCAUUGAAGAUACCUCAAUUUCUUCAACUGAUCAAAUAUUUUAG
Molecule: messenger RNA, 330 nt
Organism: Entrophospora sp. SA101
Lineage: Eukaryota; Fungi; Glomeromycota; Glomeromycetes; Entrophosporales; Entrophosporaceae
Source: the annotation of a GenBank genome assembly